AUGAAGGCGCCGCUUGUGGCCUCUGAUUGGCGUAGAACCCUGGCAUGGGACUAUGACUGCUUCUACGCGCAAGUCUUUGAGAACAGAAACCCGGCGCUGAGGUCAAAGCCGCUCGGCAUUAAGCAGAAGAACAUCUUGGCCACCUGCAACUACAAUGCGCGUCGCCGCAAUGUCAAGAAGCUCAUGCUCAUCACGGAGGCAAAGAAGAUUUGUCCCGAUCUCGUUCUUGUAGAUGGCGAGGAUUUGACGCCGUUCCGCGAUGUGAGCAAAACUCUGUUCAAUUUCCUGAGAUCUCACUCUUGGAAUGGCAAGGCGGAACGGCUGGGCUUUGAUGAAGUCUUCUUGGAUGUGACGGAUAUUAUCGACUACAACAUGUCGUGUCUCAAUCGAACUUCAAUGACCGAGUCGUUCUUUUAUCUAUCCAACAAGGACCCUGAAGUAGGCUUUCCAUGCGACUUGACCUCCAUUGCAGGCUGUGUUGUUGGUGCCACUGUCGAGGACUUGGAUUUGGAGAGCCCUAUAUAUUUGAGGCACCUCUUGGGCUCCCACUUUGCCCAAUACCUGCGACUAAAGCUAGAGCAAGACUUUGGUUACACAUCGACUUGUGGCAUCUCUACAAAUAAGCUUCUGAGCAAACUUGUUGGCAGCAAGAACAAGCCGAGGAAUCAGACAACGCUGCUUGCUUUGACCGAUGACGAUAUCGUGAGCUUUGUGGAUGGGCACAAGCUGCGCAAUAUUGCAGGAAUGGGCUCCAAAAUCACACACGUGCUUGAAUCACACAUCAUGUCCAAGGAGCUUGAAGACACUGGCCCCUUUGAUUCUCACGUAACGGCACGAGAAGCUCGUCUCCAUCCGACUGUAUCCCCGUCCUUUCUUGAGGUACUUCUAGGUGGCCCUGGCGCGGAAAGAGGCAUUGGAUCUCGAGUCUGGGGGUUUCUUCACGGUGUGGAUCCUACAGAAGUCAAGGAAGCAAACGACGUCCCUUCACAAAUCAGUAUCGAAGACACCUACGGUGGUCUUCAAACGAUACCCCGAAUCACAGAAGAGCUUCAUAAGCUGUCGUGUUCUCUGAUUCGGAGAAUGAGAGUAGAUCUUACUAUCCUAGACCACGGUUCAGACAUACCAGGCGGCCAAAAGUGGAUUGCAAGACCAAGGACCCUCCGACUCUCAACUCGAUCAUGGCCGAAGUCGGAUGCCUCCCAGACUCGAGAUUUCAGUCGUGUGUCUCGGUCAGGACCGCUACCGAGUUUUAUCUUUGACCUAAAAGCUGACAUUGACGAGCUUGCUCAGCAGCUAGUCGCAGAAGCGCUAUUGCCAUUACUCCGCCGCUUACAGAGUGAAAAGGGUCAGACGUGGAAUUUGCAGCUCAUUAACAUCUGCGCAGCAAACAUGGUUGCUGGAGCUACUGAUGACAAGACGGGAGCGGGACGAGACAUUGCAGUCAUGUUCAAGAAGCAGGACGAAGUACUUGCUCCAUGGAGGAUUACGUCUGACGCGGCUGACGACGAUGAGAAACUUGCGAAAGACGAAAUGGAGGACGAUGUAUCUGAAGAUUUGGAUUCUGACAUAUCUUGGGAGGCCUCGGAUAGUUCCAUAUGCGUUACCUGCGGCCACUCUAUACCUUUGUUUGCGCUGCCCGCUCAUGUGAGGUAUCAUGAGAUGGGCGAAUGA
This is a messenger RNA of Trichoderma gamsii, 1671 nucleotides long. RefSeq names its product DNA polymerase iota subunit. Gene Ontology annotation, biological process: translesion synthesis. The transcript is spliced from 3 exons. Gene Ontology annotation, molecular function: DNA-directed DNA polymerase activity; damaged DNA binding. Lineage: Eukaryota; Fungi; Ascomycota; Sordariomycetes; Hypocreales; Hypocreaceae. Bases 1 to 1671 code for a protein of 556 amino acids. The record is from RefSeq and is a predicted model, not a curated record.